AUGCCACUCACGUCCAAGAGAUCCAGCGCGGGGAAUCUGGUGCUCUUGGUGGGUCUUGUUCUGAUCAUGGGAUCUUCUACCUCUGCCUCGGAGGCAUUAAGCUCUAGCUCUUUUACCACCAAGAAUGGAAAGACGGCAUUCACAAAACACAACAGUUUUGGCCACUUUCAAGACAAGAAGAAGAACGGACAUAAGGGCGUCAAUGGCGAGGAGACGAAUGGAAAAACCAAUGGAAAAACCAAUGGACAUCAUGACCCUGAUGCUACUGCCACCAAUGGCAAUUACCAAAAUGGCAAAAGGAACGGCAAUAAUAAGAAGAAUGGUGUAUCACCUGCAUUUUUGCAACGCACUGGCCAGCGAGAAGCCGACCGCGUGGUAGAAGCAGAAUACAUUGCCGAUACCAAGCUACCCACCGAUGUGGGCCAGUUCCAGCUCAGAGCGUAUCGAGUUCGCAAUGGCGAAGAAUUGGACGAAGAUAUGGUGGGCGACAUCGAGCCGUACCAAAAUACCAACGCUCUGGAACCGGUAGUCAUCUACUCCUCGGACAAGCCACCCUUUGGAGAAGAUGGACGCCUAGCUCAAAAUGUCCCCGUUCGCAUUCACGAUCAAUGCCUUACAUCGGAAGUCUUUCGCAGUCAACGAUGCGACUGUAAGGAACAGCUAAAGCUAGCUUUGGAGUUUAUCCAGGAGCACGGAGGUGCCGUCAUUUACCUGCAACAAGAAGGCAGGGGAAUCGGUCUUGCCAACAAAGUGGCUGCGUAUGCAUUGCAGGACAUGGGUAUGGACACAGUGGAUGCCAAUCUGCAUUUGGGAUUCCCUGAAGACUGCCGCAAAUACGGUGUCGUUCCCACUAUUCUCAAAGACUUGGGAAUUGGAAGCAUUCAACUCAUGACGAACAACCCGCGAAAGGUGGAACGGUUGAGUGCCUUGGGAGUGGAAAUUGUGGAUACUGUCCCCAUCUUGGCCAAUGCCAAUCAAUACAAUCGAAAGUACUUGGAAACCAAACAGGAGCGAAUGAAUCAUUCCAAUUUUGGACACAUUCUCUCCGGUGAUAGUCUUCCACCUCGCGGAAUAUCUCAAAUGAACGGUGUGAUGGCACCACGACGCACCGCAGAACAAGAAACCUUGACCGCUGCUGCCAAUGCCAUUGAGGUGUCCCUUCACAUGGAAGGAACAUCAGUCCUUGACAGCGAAACCGAUGUCACUGAUGACGAGGCGGAACUGGGCGUCACCGCCCACGAGGAUGGAUAUUGCUUUGGCCGUCAAUCCGUCGAGGAUGCCAUUGCUGCCGUUGCAAGAGGUGAAAUGGUGGUGGUAGUGGACGACAUGGACCGCGAGAACGAAGGAGAUUUCAUCAUGGCAGCCGACGCCUGCACACCCUUGGAUGUUGCCAAAAUUGUUCGGUAUUCUAGUGGUGUCAUUUGCGUUGCUAUGGAAGGCGAACGAAUGGACGAACUUAAAUUGCCAGCCAUGGUGUCCAAUAGUGAAGAUCCAAAGGAAACUGCUUUCAGCGUCACGGUGGAUGCCACCCCCGAACAUGGAAUCACCACGGGAAUUAGCGCCGGUGACCGUUCCAAAACAAUCCAAUUACUGGCCAACGCUGAUGCUAAAGUCACUGACUUCAAUCGACCGGGACAUUUGUUCCCUCUACGCGCAAGAGAAGGUGGUGUCUUGACCCGUGAUGGCCACACCGAAGCAGCCGUCGACCUAUCGCGUUUGGCUGGACUGUCACCAUGCGGUGUUCUCUGCGAAAUUGUUUCGGAAGAAAAUCCGGCCGAGAUGAUGCGUCUACCCGAAAUCAAGAGAUUUUGCCGACAACAUGGGUAUGUCUUGACAAGCAUUGUCGACCUCGCGCAGUACAGGAGAGACACGCAGCAAUAA
This is a messenger RNA of Seminavis robusta, 1881 nucleotides long. The record is from the annotation of a GenBank genome assembly. NCBI's taxonomy places the organism in Eukaryota, Bacillariophyta, Bacillariophyceae, Naviculales, Naviculaceae.